This is a messenger RNA of Phlebotomus argentipes, 690 nucleotides long. RefSeq names its product glutactin-like. The record is from RefSeq and is a predicted model, not a curated record. The transcript has a single exon. The coding region runs from base 1 to 690 and encodes 229 amino acids. NCBI's taxonomy places the organism in Eukaryota, Metazoa, Arthropoda, Insecta, Diptera, Psychodidae.
AUGACAGGCGCCACAAAGAAUGAGGGCACAUUCGCUCUUAUCGGCGUAUACGAUAUCAUAAAUCAGACUAUAGGCACUGGAAAUCAUCGCUUCAACAGUUUCCAAUUGAUUGACUUGACGAACAGAAUCCUCGGCAUUACAGACUACACGGGAACUUUGACAGGAUUCCUGUCCAAGAGCUUGUGGAACCAAGAACAGAUCUCCGGCGGUGUGUUCCAGGACUUUGUGAAUGGCCUUGUGGAUCACUGUGGCGUGGCGAUAAUCAAAGGACCAGUCAUGAGAGCUGCCCAAGGCAAUUCUUUUUUCAAUUCCGGUGAGACUUGGCUCUACAGUUUCGACUACGAAGGAGAACACACAAGAUUUGGCUACGGAGAAGACACUUCCGCGUAUCCUUUCGAAGGUGGCGUCACGCAUUCCAAUGACAACAUCUACUUAUUUCCCUGGCCUCCGGAAGUGGCGCAACUGAAUGAGGAAGACACGGAGUUUGCCAAGAAGAUGGUAGAUCUGUGGACAUCCUUUGCCAUUGAUGGAGUUCCCUCCGCCCCAGACGUUCCCUUCUGGCCACCAAUGACUAACGUUUCAGGACCUUAUCUCCACAUCGACAAGGAGUCUCGCGUGGGUCAAGAUUUCUAUGAUGAGUACUCAGUCACAGCUAGAGAGGGAAUCCCCAGCAGAUCUAACAUUGUCUAA